This is a messenger RNA of Effrenium voratum, 172 nucleotides long. The record is from the annotation of a GenBank genome assembly. Lineage: Eukaryota; Dinophyceae; Suessiales; Symbiodiniaceae.
GCGAAUUACGAUGGCGGCCGCAAGAUCAUGCCCGAGGUGCGCAAGCUUUUCCGCGCCAUGACAUCCAAAGGCCUACACGUGCCAAACCUCAAUGAGCAUGUUCACCCGGAGAUACUGGUUCCGACCAUGAUUUCAGAGAAGCGCCGCGCGCACUACCAGGGCUACAACACAG